This is a messenger RNA of Stegodyphus dumicola, 949 nucleotides long. Its product is annotated as nicotinamide N-methyltransferase-like. Gene Ontology annotation, molecular function: N-methyltransferase activity. Gene Ontology annotation, cellular component: cytosol. Lineage: Eukaryota; Metazoa; Arthropoda; Arachnida; Araneae; Eresidae. The record is from RefSeq and is a predicted model, not a curated record.
AUAAAAACAGAUUAUAAGGUUUACUUUAGAAUAUUUAUUUUACUACUCAAAUUUACAUAUCGCUCGUAUCGCUGUUCUUAUCUAAACUGUAAUUAUAAAGCCAUUAUUUCUUUAAUUUCAGAAAACUUUAAUGGUAGGAGAAUUUUGGAAAUUGGAAAUUCAGCUGCUGUUCAUUACAUUGCAUCUGCGAGUGCUUGUUUUACAAAUAUUGUCCAAGGCCAACUGAUUCCAGAUAGCUGUGAAAAAUUAAAACGCUGGCACAGAAAAGAAGUAAAUCUUGACUUCAGCUUCUUUCUUAAUAUCGUUGCUGAACUUGAGGGAUAUGAAGAUAAUUUGGAAGAAGGAAGAAAGUUGUUAGAAUCACAAAUACGAAAGUGCGUGAAGUGCGUUGUGCCAUGUGAUAUUCAUUCAGAUCCGAUUCUGAAACUGGAGGAGUUAACUGUUGUCGAAAUUCAACCACCUUACGAUCUGAUUAUAACAAUAUUGACACUGGAAUCUUCGUGUCCAGACUUUUAUAGCUAUGUCACAGCUCUGAAAAGAAUCCACAAACUUCUCAAGAGAAAAGGUGGAUUAAUCGUAGGAGGAUAUGAAUGUGAAGGAAACUGGAAAAUUGGCAAUAAAUGGGUUCCUUGUCUUAAUCUCAAUAUAAGUGAUAUCUGGUGCGCCUUAAAAUUAGCAGGAUUUGGAAACAUGACGUUCAAAGUACAUUAUGGAAAUAAACCUGAAAGUUAUUACAAACAUAACAGUUUCUAUUGCAUCGCAGCAGAAAAACUGUAAAUAUAUAGCUAAUUGUCGUUACACGAGUAACCAUAUAGCAUUUAAUACCAUCAUCAGCUUUAUAAAAGAGAAAGCUGAUAUAAGAAAAAAAGGGACUAAUUUUUCUUCGCUUUAUUGAGUGCAUUUAUCUUCUUAUUACAAUCAAGAAAAGAAUAAAAUUACUUUUUAUGUG